CAAGAGGAGAGAAGAGAAGAGAAGAGAAGAGAAGAGAAGAGAAGGGAAGAGAGAAGGGAAGAGAAGAGAAGGGAAGAGAAGGGAAGAGAAGAGAAGAGAAGAGAAGAGAAGAGAAGAGAAGAGAAGAGAAGAGAAGAAAGCUCUUUAAGAAUACUGGUGAUGUUAAUGGAAAAUUCCAAGUAA
Protopterus annectens (West African lungfish) is the source of this 183-nucleotide messenger RNA. Its product is annotated as inner centromere protein-like. The record is from RefSeq and is a predicted model, not a curated record. The transcript has 2 exons. Lineage: Eukaryota; Metazoa; Chordata; Ceratodontiformes; Protopteridae. The annotation marks the transcript as partial.